Cladophialophora immunda is the source of this 1068-nucleotide messenger RNA. RefSeq lists its product as uncharacterized. Gene Ontology annotation, molecular function: hydrolase activity; carboxy-lyase activity. Gene Ontology annotation, biological process: secondary metabolic process. Gene Ontology annotation, cellular component: cytoplasm; cytosol. Bases 1 to 1068 code for a protein of 355 amino acids. NCBI's taxonomy places the organism in Eukaryota, Fungi, Ascomycota, Eurotiomycetes, Chaetothyriales, Herpotrichiellaceae. The transcript has a single exon. The record is from RefSeq and is a predicted model, not a curated record.
AUGGCACUCAAUCGCAUAACUACCGAGACCAUUGCAGUCAAGCGUCUCCAGGGCAAAAUAGCAUUGGAAGAAGCAGUUGGUAGUCCAUACUUCCUUGCUCAUGGCACUCAUCCUCCCACACCGAUGAUAGUGGGCGCGAAGGGAGGCAUUCCACCGUACAAUACGCCAUUCCUUGCAGAUAUUGACGACCGAUUGAACAAUGUCGAAAAGCGGCUCAAGUCCAUGGAUGCAAGUGGGAUCAGUUAUGCUAUCGUUUCUCUCACAUGCCCGGGAAUUGAAGGCAUUCUAGACGCUGAUGGAGCGGUGGAGCUCGCACAAAAGACAAACGACGCGCUCCAUGAUCUCUAUGUCAAGGCCCACCCAGACCGUUUUGGUUUCUUUUGUUCGGUGCCUAUGCAGAAGCCAGAAGAAGCCGCCAAAGAACUCGAGCGCUCGGUCAAGCAACUAGGUGCAAAAGGUGUCCUCAUCAACGGAUUUACCAAUAUCGACAAAACGAACGUUAGCAAUGUGCAAUACCUGGAUGACCCUAAGUGUGAACCGUUUUGGAGCAAGUUGAGCGAGCUGGGAGUGCCGCUGUAUCUACACCCUCGAAUUCCUCCCUUGGAUCAACAGCGAAUUUACGUGUCAUAUCCCAACUUGGCUCAGGCGGCAUAUGGGUUUGGUGUCGAGACUGCUGGUCAUGCUCUCCGCAUCAUGUGCUCGGGCAUCCUCGAUCGCUACUCCAAAGUACAAAUCAUUCUAGGUCACUGUGCCGAAUCGCUACCAUUUCUCGUGCAUCGGAUCGACCACCGCAUGGCCAUCGGCAUCAGAGGAACCAAUGGACCCUACAAGGAGUCCAUGAUGUAUUACCUCCAGAACAAAUUCUACGCUACUUUGGCCGGUGUCCGACGUGAGAGCACCUUGCGCAACACUCUUGAAGAGAUGGGUGAGGCGAGAACUUUGUUCAGUGUGGAUUAUCCGUAUGAAAGCAAUGAAGAUGCCGCUGACUGGUUUGAUGGGUUGCAAUUCAAUGAAAAUACGAGAAAUGCCAUCGGCUACGAAAAUGCUCGCCGUCUCUUCAACCUCUAA